Messenger RNA from Echinops telfairi (small Madagascar hedgehog), 6022 nucleotides. RefSeq names its product extended synaptotagmin 2 (gene ESYT2). Lineage: Eukaryota; Metazoa; Chordata; Mammalia; Afrosoricida; Tenrecidae. Bases 1 to 2649 code for a protein of 882 amino acids. Gene Ontology annotation, molecular function: lipid binding. The transcript is spliced from 24 exons. The record is from RefSeq and is a predicted model, not a curated record. Gene Ontology annotation, biological process: lipid transport.
AUGGGCACUUCUCCUCAAUGGGCGGCCGCCCCCGGGGCCGCGGGCGACCCGGGCCCCGACGUGACCAAGGGUGCCAAGACCGAGGGGAGCCCGGUGCCCGAGCCCCCUGCUUCCAUGCUCAGCGUGGACGUGCCGGGGCUGCUCUCGCAGUUCGCGCGCAGCUUCGUGCUGCUCUUCCCCGUGUACGCGCUGGGCUACCUGGGGCUGAGCUUCAGCUGGAUACUGCUGGGGCUGGGGCUGCUCUUCUGGUGCCGGCGGAACAAGGGCCACAAGACGUCCCGCCUCUCCCGAGCGCUGGCCUUCCUGGAGGACGAGGAGCAGGCGGUGCGCCUCAGCGUCUGCUCCUCCGACCUGCCCGCCUGGGUUCAUUUUCCAGACACUGAAAGAGCAGAAUGGCUAAAUAAGACUGUCAAACACAUGUGGCCUUUUAUUUGCCAAUUUAUCGAGAAGUUGUUUCGUGAGACAAUAGAACCAGCUGUACGUGGAGCAAACACUCACCUAAGUACCUUUAGUUUCACAAGGGUUGACAUGGGUCAUCAGCCCCUCAGGAUCAACGGUGUUAAAGUGUAUACUGAAAAUGUAGACAAAAGGCAGAUUAUCUUGGACCUCCAGAUUAGUUUUGUAGGAAAUUGUGAAAUUGAUUUGGAGAUCAAGCGGUAUUUUUGCAGAGCUGGUGUGAAAAGUAUACAGAUUCAUGGUACAAUGCGAGUGAUCUUGGAACCAUUGAUUGGAGAUAUGCCCUUAGUUGGCGCUUUAUCGAUCUUCUUCCUUCGGAAACCACUUUUAGAAAUUAACUGGACAGGACUAACCAAUCUUCUAGAUAUCCCUGGACUGAAUGGUUUAUCAGAUACUAUCAUUUUGGAUAUAAUAUCAAACUACCUAGUGCUUCCCAAUCGAAUCACCGUUCCUCUUGUCAGUGAAGUUCAAAUAGCCCAGUUGCGGUUUCCCAUACCAAAGGGUGUUCUAAGGAUACAUUUUAUUGAAGCUCAGGAUCUUCAAGGAAAAGAUACUUAUCUUAAGGGACUUGUCAAGGGGAAGUCAGACCCCUAUGGAAUUAUUCGAGUUGGCAACCAAAUCUUCCAAAGCAAAGUUAUCAAAGAAAAUCUUAGCCCAAAGUGGAAUGAAGUUUAUGAGGCUUUAGUUUAUGAACAUCCUGGGCAGGAAUUAGAAAUUGAGCUCUUUGAUGAAGACCCAGAUAAAGAUGACUUUCUAGGAAGCCUUAUGAUUGAUCUUACUGAAGUUGAGAAGGAACGCCUUUUAGAUGAAUGGUUCACUCUGGAUGAAGUUACCAAAGGAAAGCUUCACUUGAAACUGGAAUGGCUCACAUUAAUGCCAACUGCUUCAAACCUCAGUAAGGUGCUAACGGACAUCAAAGCUGACAAGGACCAAGCCAAUGAUGGUCUUUCUUCUGCAUUGCUUAUCUUGUAUUUGGAUUCAGCAAGGAAUCUUCCAAGUAACCCAUUAGAAUGUAACCCCGACGGCUUGAAGAAGGCUGCAGUUCAGAAAGCUUUCAAGUCAGGGAAGAAAAUAAACAGCAACCCAAAUCCUCUUGUUCAAAUGUCAGUUGGACACAUGGCUCAAGAGAGUAAGAUUCGUUAUAAAACCAAUGAACCAGUGUGGGAAGAAAACUUCACUUUCUUCAUUCACAAUCCGAAGCGACAGGACCUUGAAAUUGAGGUGAAGGAUGAGGAACAUCAGUGUUCUCUGGGGAAUUUGAAGAUUCCUCUCAACCAGCUGCUUGAAAGUGAUGAUAUGACUAUGAACCAGCGAUUCCAACUUAGUAAUUCAGGUCCAAACAGCACUAUAAAAAUGAAGAUUGCCCUCAGGGUACUUAACCUUGAAAAGCAAGAAAGAUCUCCAGAUCACCAACAUUCAGCUCAAGUGAAAAGACCGUCUGUUUCCAAAGAAGGGAGAAAAGUAUCUGUCAAAUCUCAGAUUUCUGUAUCUCCAGCUCCCGAGGGCAGCAAAACAGCUCCGUCCACACCAAUAACUGAUGGCAGUAAAAAGACUGACAUGGAAGAGAAAGACCAGCCACCUAAUGCCAGCCCUCAGUGGCCACGGGAUCUCAGCAGAAGCUCCUCCAGCCUCCAGGCCCCCAACUCUGCGUACUCCCCAAGUCACAUCUCUGUGAAGGAGCCCACACCAAGCAUAGCCUCGGAUAUAUCAUUGCCUAUUGCCACACAGGAACUUCGGCAGAGAUUGCGACAACUUGAGAAUGGAACAACAUUGGGGCAGUCUCCACUUGGACAGAUUCAGUUGACAAUACGGCACAGCUCUCAGAGAAACAAGCUUAUUGUGGUUGUGCAUUCCUGCAGGAAUCUUAUUGCCUUUUCUGAAGAUGGAUCGGAUCCUUAUGUCCGGAUGUAUUUAUUACCAGACAAGAGGAGGUCAGGAAGAAGAAAAACCCAUGUUUCAAAGAAAACAUUGAAUCCAGUGUUUGAUCAAAGCUUUGAUUUUAGUGUUUCAUUACCAGAGGUGCAAAGGAGAACCUUAGAUGUCGCAGUAAAGAACAGUGGUGGUUUCUUGUCCAAAGACAAAGGACUUCUUGGCAAAGUAUUGGUUGCUCUAGCCUCUGAAGAACUUGCCAAAGGCUGGACCCAGUGGUAUGAUCUCACUGAAGAUGGUACACGGCCGCGUAUGGUGUCAUAGAUCAUUCUUGGACAUGAAGACUACUUCCUUGUAUUGAUCCCUUCUGUGUAUACUUUGAAUGCAUCACUCUCACAAAUGUACCAAUAUUAUUUUUAUAAUUUCAUAUGGUUAGUGUUACAUACUUUAAUAGUUUUAUAAAUCGUAUGUUGGAAUAUUUAGGCAACUAUAGCCAAUAUUAUUGUUAAAUUGUAUCUGUUUAGUUUGUUCUAGUAUUUCACCAGUUAUUGUAAAGUACAAUAAUGGAAUAGUUAAUUACAUUGUUAUGUAAAACUGUGUGUCAGUGGUUUCGACUAGGAAGUGGGUGUAUGUAAUGCUUUAUUAUAACCUUGUUUUGUAUAUCACCAAGGUACACUAUGCCAUGUAAAUAGAUUUAUAUUUUUUAUAAUGUCUACAUGCUGGUUAGAAUUCAGAAGCAAAUGGAUCGAGAAAAUAUAUUUUCUUCUAAAACUUAUGAAACUCUUAUGACAAUAGUCAUUUGUCUUUGCAGCAAAAGUUAUUAGUGACCUAGUCUGUGUUUCUUUUUAAGGAGAAAAGCUGAAACAUUAUUCAAUAUUAGCAUAUUUCUUUCCGAUUACACCUGCUGAAAGAAAGCACUGAAAAUGUUCACAUUUUCAUAAGUAUAACUAUGUAUUAUCAGAAAGUCAGUUGAAGGCUCUUAAGGAAAAAUGUUUUAUAACUGAGUAAUAUAAGCUAUUAAGACAAUUGUCAUGGUUCAUAAAUUGUGAUAUACUAAUCUGAAAUUUGUUACUAGAAAUGAAAUGUUUUUGUUUAUUUUUAAUUGCUUAUUAUAACUCCUUCAUAAAAUGAUGCACAGAUACACAAAUUACAGUUUUCCUAAAACACUAGGCAGAGCAUACUUCAGUGUCACAGUUAGGAUGAUGUACAGUAGUCCUUUGGUCAUGAGCCUUAUUCAGCUGGAGGGUUAUUCCAGCCUGUCAUGGCAGAGUGACACAUGUUGGCAUUACAAACGUUACACGAUCAACUGGGGUGGGCAAAUGGAAUGUUAAAAUUGAUGACUUUUCAUUAGGUAAUGUGAGAUGAGUUCAGUUAACCUCAAGGUCAGCAGUCCAAAGCCACCAGCCAUUCCCGGAGAAAGAUGAGGCUGUCUGUUUCCAUGAAGAUCUGCAGCCUUGGAAACCUGGGACAGGGUCGCUGUAAGGUGGAACUGCCUCAAGAGUGGUGGACUGAAGGAGCCUCCGAGAUGCGCUUAAAGUUCAUGGCUGCUCCACGGAAAGGUUGACAGUUAUUGUCCACCAGCUGCCCCUGGGAGAAAGCUGCGGCUUCUGUAAAAAAAAAAAUAACCGCCUUGGAAACCGUCUGUGGCAUUUGUACCCCAUCCUCUGGUCAUGAUGAGCGGGGAUGAUGUGCUGGGCCGCUAUUUUUAUUCAGCGGGUGCACGUAGGCCAACACCAGGGCCACAGGUGUCAGCGCAGCUGCCAACACAAGCAGCCAUCGGUUUCACAUAAAAGCCCCCUGCGUUUUCUCACGUGAUGCCAUGACUGACCUUAAGAUUAGGAUGCUGUUACAUAAUUUUUCUUUGAAUUUUUUUUUCUCUUUAGAUUAUAAAAAACAUGUUUUACAGACUUAAGAGACCCAAAAGCCUCUUGUGAGGUGAGGUGGUCUCAUAAGCUAUGCACGCCUAUAAACCAAGAAUGCACUUGUGCAAAGAGAUCUUUACAUAUAGCUUCUAAGCUGCGUGGUAAAAAUGGUUUCCCUGGCCAUGGUAACGUUUUAAACUUAUAUAGAUGUAUUAGAGGAAAUGUACAUGGUAAUGUUUUAAAACUAUCUAAAUGUAUUAGAGGAAUUACAGUUUUGUCAUUAAAAGUGGGGGUCUUACUGGUUUAAUGAAACUAAACCACUUGUAGGUGGCUCACAAGAACAAACAUACCAAAGUGCCUGUGACGAGCAGAGAUUGUUCUUUCUCCUCAGCUUAUUCUUUCGACACAGACCAGCCUUCCAGAAGGUUUUCCUUUCAUUUUAAUUUUUAAUUUAUACUUGGAACCAUGGCUCUACUUAGAGUGGAGUAUGUAACGGCUACACAACACAUUUCAUGUCACCUAAAGACGAGGGUAGUCUCACUAUUUACUGUUGAAGGAAACUUAAUCCUCAAGCCUCUUUGCAAACCAUCAACAAUGCUAGUGUAUAGGGUUGAUUCUUCUCGAAAGAGACUUGUUUAUACGUUCAUGUACAUAUGAAAAUGUGUAUAAACAAAAUAUGAUAUUUUAGUGUGAGUAAAAGAAGAAGGAAAAUCAUAGCAGAUUGUUUACCUGUGGUAUUAGAUUAUUUGAAGUUUUUGUUUUUAAUUAGGUCUAUUGAAGGGCUUCUGACAUCAUCUAUCAAAGACAAGAAAAACUCAUCCAGAUGUUAGCAUAUCAGGCAUUUUCACCAAUACCCUAAAUGUUGAGUUUUGUAUUCAUGCUUAAUCUAUCCAAUGGUACAGGUGGUACAAGACCACGUGUGAUAGCAUAAACCACUUUUGAACAUAUUUUAUGUAAUGAAAUGCUUUAUUUCAGCCAGUGGGCUAAGUAGAUACAACUAAAGACUAAAGUACAAAGAAACCCAGUGCACAAUGGGCUACCCUUUGAUGCCAGAAGCUUCCGUUCAGUUACCAUCAGUCGAUUGUGGGAGAGCUGUCACCAAGGAGUCUGGAUGCCACCUCCACACCUACAGAUGAUGAAGGCUCCCAUUCUGUUUCAAAGAAAGGAAGGAAAUGGAUGAAUAUGGCACUAAAGCCCCUCCCAGAGAAGAUUAGAAUUAAAAGGGAAGCUCGUCCAUGACACAGGGGAAAGGUGACAGAAGGACCAUCAAACCCAUUCCUAGGAGACUGAAGAUACAGAAAAUUCUCAGUUGUUUCCAAAGUGUUCAUUCUUAGUUUAUAGUCAUUGAUUUGUCUAAUAAAAGGGAACUUUAGCUUUUCUACUUUGAAGCCAAAACUGUGGAGGGAAAACAUCUUAUCGUGCAUCCUGAAGUGUAGUUUUGGUUAUCAUGUACAUAUGGGUUGUUUAUCCUGUGCCUUAAAGUAUGGAACUAUAAAGGUGUUUUCAAGUUUCUGAUUUAAAACAAAUGAAGCCUUGCUAUAUUUACCACAAUUUCUAUUCUGUACUAUGAGAAUUCCUUGUACUGCCUUUCAUCAUUAAGAAAGUCAGCACUUCUUUUUCAAGAACAGAAGCCAAAUAUAAAUUAGUGUGGACACAGCUUUGCAUUUUUACUAUGGUUAUUAUUUGAAUUCCAAUUCUAGCUCUGCCCUCUCUGUAGAAGGAAAAGAGCAGAGGGAUUUAUUAUUAUUAUUAUUAUUAUUAUUACAGACUCCUUUUUGCUCAACUAAUUUUACAUGACGGUGCAUGUAUUUAUUCAAUAAAACUUUUCUGUUAGA